CUCGCAGGGCAGCAGUGAGCAGCACCAGCCCGCUCUGGCAUGGAUUGGUGACAUGGAUCUAUCGAAUGCAUACCCAUGUGAUUGAGCCGAAAGGCAGCAGCCGAAUGAAGUACCGUCUGUUCCCUCCCGUCGGGCUGCUGACGUGUCUGCGGCGACUGCACAUUGCCUACCACCCGGGGCGAGAAAAGACCGAAGCCGCAAGGUGAUAGUCGCACUUGAACAAUGAGAAAGGGCAAGGGCAGGGCAACUGAUUGAUGAGUGCGUAUGCAGGCGGCUGAUAGUGUGGGCGACGUCUGAGCCAGUCAAGAGGCGGCAUCCGCAUCUGCAGGUUUCCUGGGAAUUCCUUGCGUAAGGGACUGAGUCAGUCAGUCAGUCAGACAGACAGGCAAACAGACAGGCAGACGGGUGUGUUGUGGGCGUGUGUGAAUCGAGCCGAAUCGAUUGGGUGUGGACUAUGGGUGGCUGUUGGGAUGGCAUGCAGGUACGAUUCGCCUGCCUACAUGGAUGUGGAGUACUCUGACGGACGACGGCAAAAGUGAGCAGAACGACCACCGAAGCCCCGCACUCACACCCUUCUCUGUUUCUGUGUGCCAGGCUGCUGAUGGAAGAGUUCAGCUCGCGAGAGAAGCAGGCCAUUGUCGACCAAUGGAAAGUCACUGGUAGGGAGGGACACAUACACCGCCAACGCACCAGAUGCACUAAUUCGUGUGUGUCGGCGUCCGUUCGUUGGCUCGUUCACAGCCAGCAUGCAGCCGUGGCCUGAGCAUGAGAUUGAUGUUCCGGAGAGCAAGACCAGCCAAUGAUGAAGGCGGGCUGCGGUGUGCUGCACUGUGCUGUUCUGCACACUGAGUCAUGCCAGCUAGGCCUUGUACAGCUGACAGCGUAGUGGGGGGCACGUGUCCGUUUCUAUCCCUAUCUCUAGCCAGUAUGUCUCUGCGCGUUGCGCAUUACCGUGUGCGUGUCCCUCGCUGUGGGUGAGCGUGAUACCUGUGUGGGAAUUGUGGACUAUCUGUGUUUGCGCAUCAAGUGGGUUGCGUACGUAAAGAUUUCCUGCUUUCAAUCGCUC
Molecule: messenger RNA, 1066 nt
Organism: Vitrella brassicaformis
Lineage: Eukaryota; Vitrellaceae
Source: the annotation of a GenBank genome assembly